AUGGCUGCCAUGAGCCCCCAGGCCUCAGUCGUUUCAGGCUCCUCGGUUGGCGGCUCCAGGCGCCCGACUCUAGAGUCCGGAGAUUGUGAUAAAGAAAAGGAGAGCAAGUCUGAUGAAUCCUUAAAAAAUCAACAGAACCCAUCUGCUCGAGGGGAUCGGGGAGACUUUACCACAGAGGGAGAACUAACUGCAAUGGAGCACAGACCUUCGUCAGCUACCAGGACUCCAUUAAAUUCCUCCACGAUAACUUCAAUCGAGGACUCGACAGCCUCGACUGACCUUGACGAAAGUCUUUCGUAUUUCUACGCAAAUGAUUCGAAUUGGAGUCAGGAGAAUAAAACUAAUCUGAUUAUCAACUACCUCCCUCCCUCUAUGACACAGGAAGAAGUGCAUUUACUCUUUUCUGGGAUAGGUGAGGUUGAACGCUGUAAGUUAGUACGAGAAAAGACGACAGGCGAAAGCCUAUGCUAUGCCUUCGUGAAGUUCUCCCAUCCAGAGGACGCCCAAAGAGCGAUAGCCGAUAUCAACGGGCUUAAAAUCGAAAACAAGACGGUCAAAGUUUCAGUCGCCCGGCCAAGCUGUGAGGCUAUCAGAGGAGCCAACCUUUACAUAUGUGGUUUGCCACGCAGUAUGACCAAUGUAGAAUUGGAUGAGUUAUUUAAAUCAUGCGGCAAUAUUAUAACAUCACGCAUUCUUUGCGAGCAAAACAGUGACUGCUCGCGUGGUGUCGCUUUUAUCCGGUUCGACAAGAGGUCAGAGGCCGAGGUUGCGAUAAGUCGCUUCAAUGGAUUCGUUUUGCCAGGAACGAACGAAGGCAUAACCGUCAAGUUCGCCAACUCGCCGGGUCUCUCAUCUGAGGGCAGGAGGUCAGCUUCUUCACGAUCGGCCGCUGGUUCAUCUGGUCAACGUCGAACAAAGUUUACUCAGAGUUCCGGUCAUAAUCAAUCUUCCGUUUGCAAUGAACAUAAGCCUGCAAACAACUGCGGUCAAAAUUUUCCGGAAGUUAAACCUUUUCCUUUCACACCGCCAUUUAGUUUUGGACAGUUAGCAGCCCCGCAGUUCCGAGCGCCUCCAUUUGCAACAGUCCAGCAAAUAAGGAGCGACAUGACUGUCUCGCCCAUCUAUGGCUAUCCUGGCGUCCAUCAGAAUCCAUUUUGGCCAAACUUCCCUCCACCGAUUUACGGGCUGGCCAAUUACGGUGUCUUCCAAAGACCCACUGCGCUCUCAAAGUUCAGGAAUGUUCCCCGCGGAGUGCGCCCGACAUGGGGUGCCAUGACGAAUUGCCCACCAUCAAGAACCUCUAUCCGUCCUCCAUCUUUUGCGAACCGGACAAGGGGACACACAGAACAGGAGAGGACUGACGGCUCACGCGAGUUUUCAGCUACAACUCAGGCUUUGUUAGCACCCGCGUAUGCAGCCAGCUCUGGGGCACUAACUUCAAAUGGAUGGUGCAUUUUUGUGUACAAUCUGGCAGCUGAAACGAAUGACUCAGUGCUAUGGCAACUUUUCGGACCUUUUGGUGCGGUACACGCAGCCAACAUAAUUCAAGAUCCAGUCACGGGUAGGUGUAAGGGCUACGGUUUCGUAAAGAUGGGUAACUACGACGAGGCAGUCGCCGCCAUAAAGGCUCUAAAUGGAUUCAACCUGCACAACAGAAUUCUGCAGGUCUCUUUCAAGACCAACAAGCCGCUCAACCCCUCCGAGGCGUCUGCUGCUCCGGAUAAACGAAAGCCUGUUAAAUUUCAACAAACAUAG
Messenger RNA from Spirometra erinaceieuropaei, 1755 nucleotides. The record is from the annotation of a GenBank genome assembly. Lineage: Eukaryota; Metazoa; Platyhelminthes; Cestoda; Diphyllobothriidea; Diphyllobothriidae.